UGCAUCUUUACAAUUUUGUACAUCAUUUAAAGAUGAAAUAUUAAGCAAGUUUUCAAGCUUCAUAUCACUAAGUCUCUAUUUAAAUUUGAAUGAAGAACUCUGAAACAUGAUAGUUAAGCUGUUGUUGGUAUUGCAAUAAUAAGGUUGGUAACCAAAUCUUCUACCCAAUUAACUCUAGCUUAAACUGGUUUUGAGCCAGUUUAAGUCCAUCAAACAUAGCUGGAAUUAGUAAACCCAUUACUACAUUAAACCAGUAUCCCACCCUAUUGUUUUAGUUUCUGACUACUUUAUACUGGCUGAAGAUGAUGGGAACUGUAGUCCAGCGGAGCAAGAUUGCUUCUGUUUAGGAAAGCCUGGAAUAAAUUACUAUAAUGCCUGUAUUAGAAUAAUAUUUGCCAAAUAGAUGUAAUUUCACUCUGUAACCUUUUUCAAUUUUCAUCCUUCCCUUACUUUCCAAAUGCAGAUUAUUGACAAAGAAAUCAAUCCAUUUGUGCACAAAUGGGAAGAAGAGGGAGAAUUUCCAGCAUACCAAGUUUUCAAAACUCUCGGGAAAGCUGGAUUUUUUGGAAUAGACAAGCCAACCAGUGAGAAAGGAACAUACUUUUCUGAAGUAAGAACAAUAGCUCCAACAAUAGCUGGAGAUAUUGUGGCUUGGGCAGGUUCAGAUGUUGCAAAUAUCAAGACCAAAGCUGUAAGAAAAGGUGAUGACUAUGUGAUAAAUGGUAGCAAAAUGUGGAUCACUUCUGGAUUUCAGGCAGACUGGAUGUGCCUCUUGGCAAACACAAAGGAUGGACCACCCCACAAAAACAAAUCACUUCUAUGCCUGCCAAUGAAGCUGCCUGGUAUUCACAUUGCUAGGAAAAUUAACAAGCUUGGUAUGAGAUCAUCUGAUACAGUCGAAGUCUUCUUUGAAAAUGUCAGAAUUCCCAGCAAAUACCUUAUUGGGGAAGAAGGAAUGGGAUUUAUUUACCAGAAGUUGCAAUUCCAAGAAGAACGAAUGUGGGGAGUAGCCUCAGCAUUUGUUCCCAUUCAAAACCAUGAUAAAAGAAAUUAUACUUCUCAACGGAAGGCAUUUGGCCAACCAAUACAUCACAAUCAAAUAGUGCAUUUUCACCUGGAUGAACUAGCGACUGAACUGGAACUCCUUCGUGCACUGCUAUAUGAGAUGAUAAGUCUCUAUAUACGUGGUAAUGAUGUGACAAAACUUGUAUCCAUGGCCAAGCUAAAGUGUGGACGUCUAUGUCAAGAGAUUCCAGAUAGCUGUCUCCAGUUCUGGGAAGGAAUGGGGUACACUAAUGAAGUGCUAGUGAGCAGAAUGUACAGAGAUUUAAGAUUGAUAUCAAUAGGAGGUGGUUCUGAUGAAAUCAUGCUGUCUAUUAUAUGCAAAUACAUGGGUAUAUUGCCACAAAAGUAAGUUUUGUGAAUACUAUAAAUCUUUGCUACUGUUUAAAUAAUCUGUAUUAGACAGCUUUUUUUAUAUGGGUACGAUAAAUAUAUCCAAAGGAAUUACAUUUUUAAUUUUCAUAAUGAUUUUUUUCUUGCAUGUAAAUUAUACUUAAAUUUAGCAUCUAUAAGGCUACUGAAAGUGUGCUGAUGCACCUGAAAGCAGGUGUAUUUUUUCCCCUGAUUUCAUGCAGUGAACACACCCAGGCCAGAUCUGAAGCCCCUCUUCUGCUUUAAAUGUGAAUGCCUGCACAUUCAUACCUAGAAUGUUUUUCUGGGUUUCUUUUAAUUCUAAAAAGUGAAUCCAUCGUUUGCUUCUGAACAAUGUAAGAUAGGGAUGUAAUGUAAAAAAUGUAAUGAUAGGAUCAACCUAGGAUUCUUAUCCCAAAUAUUUUAUAAUCAAGAUUUUCAAAUAUUAAUCAAAGCUCUGAUCACACAUAUUAGUUCAUAUAAUUAUUCCGUGCAUCUCAUAGAUAUUAACAUAUGCAUUAAUAUUGCAUAUCUUAAUGUUGUACCAUACAAUUAUAUUGAUUUAAAUAAUUAUUUAAAUGUAUUGUUUGUGUAACCUUGUUAGUAACAAUUGAAUAAUACAUAGAAUGUAUUCUAUAUUUAUUUAUAAUAUAAUAUGAAUGUAUUAAAGGCACCAUUACUUUUCAAAAGAUGUGGAAAAAUGUCCACCUGUAGUUGACUAUUUAGUUUAAUUGAAUAUGGUGCCCGAAAAAGAAUGGGUGCAUGGUGUACAUAGAGUUAUGCAUAGCUUAGAUAAGAGAAAAGUUUUUAUCCUUCUUUCACACUGUUAGAAUUUCAAGUCAUCUAUUACCCAAACUAAAUGCAGGGAGGCUAAAGAUGGUAAGAAAGAAAUAUUUUUUCACAUCAUAUACAGCUAAUUUAGGGAAUUCACUGCCAGCAGUUGUGAUUACAGCAAGCAAUUUGGACAGCUUUCAAAGAGAGCUGAAUGGGUUCAUUGAAGAAUCAAUGAUGGCUAACAUUGAAGAUUUACUACCCCCUGCAUCAUAGGCUGCAUACUCAAAUAUUGGUUAUUGGGAAGUAUUUAUGAAAGGGAACCAUUUUCCUCCAAUUGAAUUUUAUGAGAUUAAGACAUUCAGAUGUAACAUCAGUAAACAGUGGGCUUGUAGUUAGUUACAAAAAAGCUAUUUUAAAUUGAAACAUUAAUCUGUAUUCUCUUAUUUUAUAAGAACCAAAAAGGAUGACCCCUGGAAUUUUUAGAACUAUAUAGCAGGGGUCCCCAAUACCCAGUCCAUGGACCAGUACCAGACUGUGGCACACCAGCAACCAGGCUGCAGAAGAAGCAAAGCCCCAUCCGCGGGAUGCAGUCAGUACACAAAACCACGCUCCCUCCAAUCCGCGGAAAAACUUCUCCCACGUAACCGGUCCCUAGUGCCCAAAGGGUGGAGACCUCUGCUAUAUAGCACAAUUAUGAUGAAAAAAAUCUCAACGUCAGUCAGCCUAAUCAUAUUCUUCAAAUGAUUUAAAGCUUUAACAUUAAUAACUUUAGUUUUUCAUUUUUCUUUCUUUUUAUUAUUGUAAAUUCCUUAGAGCAGCCCACCAAACAAACAGCAAAUAAAUUUAAUAAAUGAUACUGAAAAAGGAAACAUUCCUAUUGCAUUUCUCUAUAUUUUAAAUGAUAAAUAUGUAUAGUGUAUAUAAGCCUUACCAUUAGUAAAAUCAAAGAUAUUCUUCAGUAUUUUCAAUAUAAUAAAAUAGGAUAUAAUUUUUAUAAUUGAAGCAUUUAUAUAUGAUUGGAAUAAAUUUCAAAUCGUGAAUUGUUCUACUACAUUUUUUUAAAAAAUCAUUUCAAUUGGAGAAUUUGUCAGUAUAAAAUACAUAUAAAUGAAACAAAGAUAUAUUUGCUCCAUAUUGGUGUGACUCUAUAUGUUGGAACUGAAAAAUGGAUGGAAAUUAUCAUUGCUGUUGAAAUGGCCAAUUGUGAUGGUGACUAGAAUCCUCACUUUAACACUUUAAUGGGAUCCUAGCUACAUAGUGACUGGAUUUGCAUUAUCAAACUUCUCAAGAUAAAUGCUGAAGAUUCACUGGAUAUUUAUCCAGCAUCUAACUUAGCUUAAUAAAAAAUAUUUACCAAUUUUCUCAAAAAAAAAAAAAAAAA
This is a messenger RNA of Crotalus tigris (Tiger rattlesnake), 3568 nucleotides long. Its product is annotated as probable acyl-CoA dehydrogenase 6. Gene Ontology annotation, molecular function: acyl-CoA dehydrogenase activity; flavin adenine dinucleotide binding. NCBI's taxonomy places the organism in Eukaryota, Metazoa, Chordata, Lepidosauria, Squamata, Viperidae. The record is from RefSeq and is a predicted model, not a curated record. Gene Ontology annotation, biological process: fatty acid beta-oxidation using acyl-CoA dehydrogenase.